This is a messenger RNA of Cannabis sativa, 2284 nucleotides long. Its product is annotated as protein NRT1/ PTR FAMILY 2.8. Lineage: Eukaryota; Viridiplantae; Streptophyta; Magnoliopsida; Rosales; Cannabaceae. The record is from RefSeq and is a predicted model, not a curated record. Gene Ontology annotation, molecular function: transmembrane transporter activity. Gene Ontology annotation, biological process: transmembrane transport. The coding region runs from base 244 to 2085 and encodes 613 amino acids. The transcript is spliced from 3 exons. Gene Ontology annotation, cellular component: plasma membrane.
CUGAUAAAAAAUGGCCCUAGGUUUCUAACCAAGUUAACGCUGCAAUUCGUUGUAUAUUAAAAUUAUUCUUAAUAAUUAAAAUGUCCGAAUAAUUAGGCAAAUCAGCUCAGACUUCAGAGCUGUUUUGAAAGAUUCUUGUUGUUGAGUAUUAAACAGUGAAAUUAAACCCUUCAUAUUGAAAUCGAGGAAGAGAAUAAAUAAUUAAUUUUUGUUAUUUUUUUUUUUAAAAAAAAAGAAAGAAAAAUGGAGAAGGGAGACCCUUCUUCUUCUUCUUCCCCAAAUGACCAGUACUGUGCAAUUUCGUCUCCUCCUCCAUCUAGUGGGCAUGAAAGAAAAGCAGGAGGAUGGAGAUCUAUCAAGUACAUUCUUGGAAACGAAUCAUUCGAGAAGUUGGCUUCAAUGAGCUUGAUAGGAAAUAUCACAGUGUAUCUGAGCAUGCAAUACAACUUGAGUGGUGUAUUUUUAGUAACAGUGGUGAAUGUAUGGAGUGGCUUUUCCAAUGUUUCAUCUUUAGCUGGAGCUUUUGUUUCCGAUGCUUAUUUGGGCAAGUUUUACACUCUUCUUUGUGGCACCAUUGCUUCCCUUCUGGGCAUGGGGAUCAUAACACUAACUGCAGGCAUAAAUGCGUUCAGACCAUCUCAUUGCGAUCCGGAAUCAACAAUAGAAUGCCCCAAGGCUCUAGAUUGGCAGCUGGGGAUCCUCUUUACAGGCCUUGGUUUGUUAUCCAUUGGAGCUGGAGGAAUUAGGCCAUGCAACAUUGCCUUUGGUGCUGACCAAUUCGACACAAGAACAGCCAAAGGGAAAGCUCAAAUGGAGAGCUUUUUCAAUUGGUGGUACUUUUGUUUCACCUUUGCCUUGAUUUUGGCCCUCACUGCAGUGGUUUACAUUCAAACUAGUGUGAGUUGGACUUUGGGAUUUGCUAUCCCCACCAUCUGUCUAUUCUUCUCUAUAUCCAUUUUCUUACUUGGUCGCCACACUUACAUCAACGUGACUCCCCAAGGGAGUGUCUUCACAGACAUAUUGAAGGUAAUUGCAGCUGCCUUUCGAAAGCGCAGACGCAUUGUUGGCCCAAUCGAGACAGAUGACAAUUCUUUUUAUGAUCCUCCUUUGACUGCUGGAGUUUCCGAGUUGAAACUUCCUCGUACUGAGAGGUUCAAGUUUUUUGAUAAGGCCGCUAUAAUCACUAGCCCAGAUGAGUUAGACAAUGAGGGCAGGCCUAAAAACGAGUGGAGACUUUGUAGUGUUCAGCAAGUUGAGCAACUCAAGUGCUUAGUAGCAGUUUUGCCAGUUGGAGUUUCAGUGAUUGGAGCAUUCAUGACAAUGGACCAAAACAACACAUUUGGGGUACUUCAAGCUAUGCAAAUGGACAGAAGAAUUGGACCACAUUUCUUGUUCCCACCAGGGUGGAUGACAAUUGUCUCAAUGGUUGCACUUUCCAUAUGGAUUUACAUCUAUGAGAUGAUUUACAUUCCCAGGACAAAAAAGAUGACAGGAAAGGAAAAAAGGUUGAGUAUGAGGCAGAGAAUCAUAAUUGGCAUUGUCAUGUCAAUUCUUGCCAUGGUGGUAUCUGGGAUUGUUGAGAGACAACGUCGAAGCGCUGCCACGAAACGGGGCACCUUCAUUUCGCCGACUACCAUAUUCUUUCUUUUCCCACAGUUCUGCUUAUCCGGAUUGACUGAAGCUUUUGCUGCAGUUGCCAUAAUGGAAUUCCUCACUAUGCAAUUGUCAGAGAACAUGAGAACUGUUGCUGGUGCAAUAUUUUUCCUUUGCCUCUCCAUUGCCAGCUAUAUAGGCUCGGCCAUCGUCAAUGUAAUACAUUCUAUAACAGAGAAGACUUGUAAAUCACCAUGGUUGGGGAACCAUGAUCUUAACAAGAAUAAACUUGACUACUACUACUUCAUCAUAGCUGGUUUGGCAACUCUAAAUUUGGUGUAUUUCAGUUUCUUUGCUACUCAUUAUGUGGUGAGUAAACCGGAGCGUGAAACUAAAGAUGAUGGCUUUGCUUCUAGCCAUUCAAGUCACGAUUCUGAAUUCAAACGAGUACUGGACGAAGAGAGGGGAUUGACCAUACAUGAGCAUAAGUGAAUUUCAUUGAACAUUUGUCCAAUAACUUAUUUAGGCUGUUAUGUGAUUGUUUCGUAAAUAUUAGUUUUUAUGGAACAUCUUGUGAUUGUUUUGUUUUAGAUUUAAUUAGAUUUUGGGGAUUUUUGCUAAUGGCCAUGUUUGAAAAAUAAAUCAAUUGAAGAUAGAAUUACACGGAAAUCUUGAUCAAAGGGGAAACAAA